CUCUCUUAGAUUUUCUCUGGGACAUUCUGUCGAACACAUGGCCGGCAGAAAAUACAACCUAAACGGUGCCCAUUACGGGCUUCCGAUCAAUACUCCGGCAAAAACCUACGGCCGACGCGGCGCCGAUGUAGGUUGCGGAAUCUGUCGUUGCUGCUUCAAUUGCCUCGCUUGCUGCGGAGGUUGCCUCUUGAGCAUCAUCUGCAACAUCCUCAUCGGCGUAGCCGUUUUCCUCGGAAUCGUCGCUUUAAUCCUCUGGUUUAUACUCCGACCCAACGUCGUGAAAUUCCAAGUCGCGGACGCAAAUCUAACGCGGUUCGAUCUCGACCCUCAAAGCAAUAACCUCCAUUACAACCUCUCGUUGAAUUUCUCUAUACGUAACCCGAACCGACGUCUCGGGAUCCACUACGAUCAGUUAGAGGCGAGUGGUUACUACGGUGACCAGCGUUUCGCCGCCGUGAAUAUGUUGUCGUUUUACCAGGGACAUAAGAACACGACGGAGAUAGGAACAGAGUUUAACGGACAGAGGCUGGUUUUGUUAGGCGCCGGUGGCCGGGAGGAUCUCAGGGAGGAUCAGAAGUCGGGGAUUUACAGGAUCGACGUGAAGCUGAGGUUUAAGAUUAGGUUCAAGUUUGGGUUUUUGAACUCAUGGGCCUUUAGGCCUAAGGUUAAGUGUCAUCUCAAGGUUCCGUUGACUUCCGCUAAUUCUACCGGAGGGUUCCAGUUUCAUCCUACCAAAUGUCACGUUGACCUUUGA
This is a messenger RNA of Eutrema salsugineum, 754 nucleotides long. Its product is annotated as NDR1/HIN1-like protein 3. Lineage: Eukaryota; Viridiplantae; Streptophyta; Magnoliopsida; Brassicales; Brassicaceae. Gene Ontology annotation, biological process: defense response to other organism. The coding region runs from base 38 to 754 and encodes 238 amino acids. The transcript has a single exon. The record is from RefSeq and is a predicted model, not a curated record.